Corticium candelabrum is the source of this 769-nucleotide messenger RNA. Its product is annotated as cytochrome c oxidase subunit 5A, mitochondrial-like. The record is from RefSeq and is a predicted model, not a curated record. The coding region runs from base 34 to 564 and encodes 176 amino acids. The transcript has 2 exons. Lineage: Eukaryota; Metazoa; Porifera; Homoscleromorpha; Homosclerophorida; Plakinidae. Gene Ontology annotation, cellular component: mitochondrial inner membrane. Gene Ontology annotation, biological process: mitochondrial electron transport, cytochrome c to oxygen.
GAACAUCUUAUCCGGGAGUAAAUUUGUUUCAAAAUGGCCGCCUACGUACGUAAUGCUAGUGUAUUUAUCAAACGCGUUUCCGUCGUACGUCAAGGCUUUUUGAUGCAUCUACGACCGGCCAUUGCCACUUCUCAACGGCAGGCGCACGGUCCUAGAAUUAUACGCCCUGUUAUCAAGGGUGAGACUGAGCAAGAGUUUGAUGACCGUUUUGAAGACUGGUUUAACAGUGACGAAUUAGACGACUGGGAGUUGCGACAAGGUCUCAACGUUAUUUACGGUCAUGAUUUGGUUCCCGAGUCUCGUGUUGUUGCUGCAAUGCUACGUGCUGCUCGUCGACUCAAUGAUGUGGCCAUGUCUAUUCGUAUUUUGGAAGCGGUGAAUGAGAAGGGAGCUAACAAUAAGGAGAUUUAUGAUUAUAUCAUUCAGAGUGUGAGGCCGACUCUGGAUGAGUUGGGAAUCAGCACACCUGAAGAACUGGGGCUGGACAAAGUUCAGGAGUUGUCUCAGCACACAGUCAACGUACUCGGGCAUAAUACAGCUUCACCGGCGGCUGCUUUGCGCUAACUGGAGAUGUAAAGACUCUGCUCUAGACAAUGGUAGUUACAUGUGUUGGUGGUUGUUUCAUCUGUAAGUGUGAUGGACAGUAUUGUAUUACCUCUAACUCUACCUAUUGUUCAUAGCUGCAAUGUACACGUAGUGUAUCUCUUUGUGCUCAAUCAGUUGUCUCCGUUGAAGCUUAGUUAAUGAGUAGAUGAGUAGGAAUGUUUCA